AUGAUCACCAGCAGAUCCCCACCCUUAAUUCCCACAAUCGACAUAUCGCCCCUACUCUCCACCACCGCACCGUCCUCCGUGCGCCAAGCCGUCAUAACCCGCAUGAGCGACGCCGCCCACACCUACGGCUUCUUUAACUUGACCGGACAUGGCAUCCCACAGUCCCGCCUCGCAGAAGCACUCAUCCUGAAUCAAAUGUUCUUUGCGCUGUCCGAGGCCAGCAAAAUGGAAGUUGCGAUUGAGAAAAGUGUGGGACGGGCAUUUAGGGGGUACGAGAGACCGGGGAUACAGACGCACCAGGAGGGAGUGUUGCCGGAUAGUAAGGAGGUAAGUUGGAUGCAUCUUCUGGGCUGUUCGUUGUACUACGAGGGACCUUGCACAUGGUAUCGUAUGUAUCUGCUGACCAUCCAAGACAUUCAUGGUGGGCCGCGAGGUCGGACCCGACGAUCCAGACUGCGGUUCCUUCUCCACAGGACCGAAUCUCUGGCCGGAGGAUUUGCAGGCAGAGCGGUUCCGUGA
Messenger RNA from Plenodomus lingam JN3, 519 nucleotides. The record is from RefSeq and is a predicted model, not a curated record. NCBI's taxonomy places the organism in Eukaryota, Fungi, Ascomycota, Dothideomycetes, Pleosporales, Leptosphaeriaceae.